Rotaria sordida is the source of this 477-nucleotide messenger RNA. The record is from the annotation of a GenBank genome assembly. NCBI's taxonomy places the organism in Eukaryota, Metazoa, Rotifera, Eurotatoria, Philodinida, Philodinidae.
AUGGAUCCUACUAAAUUAUUGAGCAUAUAUAAGAAUGUUAAGAGUGUUUAUGAUUUUUUAAAGAAAUUUAAUGACAAUGAUUUACAAAUGAAUGGUCAAUGGCCAACAGCACCGAAUAGAACAGUUUUAUUUGUGGCUAACGAUUCAGCUAUAUCUAAUUUCACUUCAGCUGGUCAACCAAAAUAUUGCACUGAUAAAAAUCACAUGGAAAUGUUUAAAGAAAUUGCUAUUAUAUGUAACCAUAAAGACUUAUUUAAACUCAUUAUUACAAAGUUUCGCGAAGAAGAUCCUAUUUCGCAAAAGGAUAUCAUAUCUUAUUUAAAAUAUAUCUGUGAGCAAUUUCCAGAUGAAUAUAUAUUAUCUAUGGAUAUAACAUGUUUGGAAGAGAAAAAUGUAUUUCUUCCUACUUAUAAUCGAUUUCGGCCACCUUCUAUGGUAGAAGUAAUGAUAUUAAAGUUAACAAUUACGGUUGAUUGA